AAGAUUCCGAUUUGACCAAAUUAAUGACAUCUUGUUUCUAUUUUAAUUAAUUGGUUGCGGUUGUGUGGCAUCUUGUAGUGCAGUAGGCGUUUUGCAAUAAAAUAAUAAGUUGUGAGGUUGAUAUGGCAGAUGACCCCAAUGAAACACUGGAAACCUUACUUAACAAAGCCACAAGCACACUGAAUCGCCAAGAUGAUUGGGAAUACAUAAUGGCAUUUUGUGACAAAGUUAAUUUUGAGAUAGAAGGGGCACAAAAUGCAACACGGCUGAUUGCGCACAAAAUCCAAUCUCCACAAGAAUUAGAAGCACUACGUGCACUGACAGUGCUGGAAGCAUGUGUUAAAAAUUGUGGGGAGAUUUUUCAAAAAGAAUUAGGAAAAUACAGAUUUCUAAAUGAAAUGAUCAAAGUUGUUUCACCAAAGUAUUUAGGUGAUAAAACAUCAGAAAAAGUUCAAAAAAGGGUUUUGGUGAUGUUGUAUACAUGGAGCAUUGCACUAACUGAUCAAAUUAAAAUAAGAGAUGCAUACCAGAUGUUGAAAAAGCAAGGUAUUGUUACAACUGAUCCAGAAUAUGAUCAGUCAAUGGUUACUGAUAUUCCAGCUCCAAAAGAAAGCAGAGAUACUUUAUUUACUGAUGAGGAAAAAAGAAAACAGCUUGACAAACUUCUAAAAAGUACCCGGCCAGAAGACCUACAGGCAGCAAAUCGUUUGAUAAAGAGUGUGGUAAAAGAAGAUGAAGACAGAAUGGAAAAAAUGAAGAAACGAAAUGAAACACUUGAAGAAGUGACCAACAAUAUUCGUCUGCUUAAUGAGAUGCUCACACAUUUUGACCCAGAUGUGACAGCCAUCAGUGAUAUGCAAAUGAUGAAGGAACUGUAUGACAGCUGUCACAAACUGCGACCAACAUUAUUCCGCCUUGCAUCGGACACAGAUGAUGAUGAGGGUGCUCUCAUGGAGAUCCUGAGAGCAAAUGAUGACGUAACACGAGUCAUGCAAUCUUUCGAAAAGAUUGUUUCCCCAAAACUGACAUCGGUGACUGACAGGAAAGCAGACGGAGCAGCUGAGCCUGACAAACCACAACCUGAAGUAGAAAAAGAAAUCUCAUCCACUUUACUUGAUCUUGCAAAUUUAAAUUUUACCCCUACAACAUCAUCUAAUGAUUUACCAGCUACUGGUUCUACUUACUCGUCCAUGCUGCUAACCCCACCUCCUAAUUCAUUGCAAAGUAACAAUGAAACCUCCAUGGAUAACAUGCUCCUGGACUUCCAAUCUGCUCCCACAUCCACAUCUUCCGCUCCUCCUCCAACCACCAAUGAUGUCAACAGUUUAUUCUCGCUAAAUGAUCUCCUUCCCUCCAACCCACCCCCGCAACCCCCUACCCUUGCCCCUGUCAACCCAACACCCAUGAUCCCCAAACUUACUGCACCACCUCAACCACAGCAAAAACCUUCAGCAUUCUCGGACAUAGAUGCACUAAGUAGGGGUUUAAUGGAACAAACACUUGGACAUAAACUACAAAGUCAAUUUCCAAAACCUGCAGCAAAACCAACGCUUCAUCAACUUUCUCAAAAACCAGUUGCAGAUGUUCCUUCAUUAUUUGACAUACCCCAAUCUCAACCCCCUCAACCCACAACCAUUGCCCCACUUUUGCCGCUAAACCCCCCACCUACUUCCUUACCCACUAGUGAACCUCUCAUAGCAUCAAGCAACCCCCCACCCACUGUAAUGCCGACACAACCACCACAAACUCAAGAUAUGUCGCUAGCGGAUGUAUUUGUCGCAUUAGAAUCCAUCCGUCCAAGUACCUUUGCCCCACUCACGGUAUAUGAUAAGAAUGGUAUUCGCGUGAUGUUACACUUCGCAAAGGAUCACGCCUCACCUGUUAGAACUGACACACUUGUAGCUGUCGUGUCUAUAAUGAGCACACGAACCAACCCAGUCGAAAAUAUUGUCUUCCAGGCAGCAGUUCCUAAGGUAAUGCGUAUUAAGUUGCAACCCCCAUCAAACACUGAUCUAGCUGCGUUUAACCCAAUCUUAUCAAGUCCUCCUAUUACACAAGUCAUGAUCAUUGCCAAUCCUGCACAUAAAGACGUGAAGGUCCGUUUCAAACUAGAUUACAAAAUCGACGAUCAAACUUCGAUAUUUGAAACCGGUGAAAUAAAUAAUUUUCCUCCAGCGGAUCAGUGGGGCAAGUUAUAACCGUCACAAUAUGGUCAAAUAUAGUUCAUCCCUGCUGGUGGUAUACCAUGUACCUGCACUCGAAGUGUCAUGCUUACCACAAUGAACAUACACUUAAAUAUGUUGAAAGUUAUAAAUAUGGUAGCAUCAUAUAAUCGCCUGGUGCGGUUCAUAUCUCGAAUCAACAAUUACAAAAUUUGACGUCAUUGCGGACAAAUAUGACGUCACAAAUGCAAUUUGAUUGAUUUUUUCACGUUUGUUUUAUUGGUUCCAUUUAUUCAGAUACCGAAGCCGUGUUCAUUUUCAAAAUUUAUUCGGUUAAACGGUUCGUGAUUUCAUUAUACGUUUAAUAACGUUCCGUUAUACCAUGCGCUACAUGUUAUUACAUAGUUUUUGCUUAUGUGCAAUUAUAAUUGUCGAAUAAAAAGAAUAUUCUUA
Molecule: messenger RNA, 2615 nt
Organism: Ciona intestinalis (vase tunicate)
Lineage: Eukaryota; Metazoa; Chordata; Ascidiacea; Phlebobranchia; Cionidae
Product: ADP-ribosylation factor-binding protein GGA1
Biological process (GO): intracellular protein transport; protein localization to cell surface; Golgi to plasma membrane transport
Cellular component (GO): trans-Golgi network
Molecular function (GO): ubiquitin binding; small GTPase binding; phosphatidylinositol binding
Source: RefSeq, a predicted model, not a curated record